UCUCCAAUCUCCAUUGCCUCUAUCCCUUGUCUAGUCUCUCAUCAGUUUUCCCUUCCCUUUGAUCAUUUUCAUAUCUGGCCUUCUCUCUCGAUUUUUGUUAAACCAUUCGUCAUUUUUUUUGGUUUAGUUUUCAUGGUUGAAAUACACAACAUCUUUUUUGAAUGAUAUAAGAAAAGGAAGGAGGAAGGCCAAGAAUGUUUUCUGACACCUCAAGUUUGCCUCCAAAAAUAGGCAACAUGACCCAUUCGGACCCCAACAUUUGCUCCGCAGCCACAGAUGAUGAAAUGGCCGCCCGGCACAGCAGCUUCUCAGGCUAUGAUGUUAGCCGGUUGAGCGGCGAGAUGUCCCCCAUGACGAUGUCUCCCUGGAACCAAAAUUCACUUUUUACCCAGUCCCCAUGGUCCAAAUUUGAUGAAAAUGUGCCACAAAAUGUCCCUCAGAAUGGCCUCAUCGGUUCGCUUGUUCGCGAAGAAGGCCACAUAUAUUCAUUGGCCGCGAAAGAGGACCUUCUUUACACGGGUUCGGACAGCAAGAACAUCCGUGUUUGGAAGAAUAUGAAGGAAUUUACAGCAUUCAAAUCCAACAGCGGCCUUGUUAAAGCCAUUAUCAUCUCCGGGGACAAGAUCUUUACGGGUCAUCAGGAUGGAAAGGUUCGUGUGUGGAAGAUUAAUCCUAAGAACCCCAGUGUCCACAAGCGUUCAGGGACUUUACCAACUUUCUUUGAUAUCUUCAAAGCCUCAAUGAAACCUAGUAACUAUAUCGAGGUCAAACGUAAACGGACUGCCCUCUGGAUCAAGCAUGUUGAUGCCAUUUCUUGCUUGAGCAUGAACCAAGAACAAGGGCUUCUUUAUUCUGCCUCGUGGGACAGGACGUUUAAGGUUUGGAGGGUCGAAAACUCGAAAUGCCUGGAAUCUGUUAAAGCCCAUGAUGAUGCGGUUAAUUCCGUUGUGGCCAGUCUGGAAGGAUUGGUGUAUACAGGAUCCGCCGAUGGGACUGUUAAGGUUUGGAGAAGAGAAUCCAGUGGUAAAACAGUAAAGCAUCAUUUUAUUCAAACCCUCUUGACUCAAGAAUGUGCAGUGACUGCUUUAGCUGUGAAUAAAUCAGGAUCGGUGGUUUAUUGCGGCUCAUCAGAUGGGCUUGUCAACUUUUGGGAACGUGAGAAGGAAUUGACCCAUGGUGGUGUCUUAAAGGGUCACAAACUGGCCGUCCUCUGCCUGACUGCAGCAGGGAACUUGGUUUUCAGUGGAUCGGCAGACAAAACCAUAUGCGUCUGGAGGAGGGAAGGAAAUGUUCAUACCUGUCUCUCUGUCUUGACUGGUCAUACUGGACCAGUCAAGUGCCUGGCGGCUGAGGAGGACAAAGACUCCUCCACCGGUGAUCAGCGGUGGGUGGUUUAUAGUGGAAGUCUUGAUAAAUCAGUUAAGGUCUGGAGCGUUUCUGAGACAGCACCAGAUUUGCGCCAUAUGGGUAACAUGCAACCAGGCCAGGGUGAUUCUCCUUGGGACUCGAUACCUUCAGCAAAGUAUUGAUUACAAUUUACAACAGACCUGGAGGAGUCAGUCAUUCAUCAAAGUUUGGUCGACGAUCCCGGUAAUUAAUUGCUAAUCCAUGAUAUUGCGAUAGUCUUUUGUUGGAUAAAAUCGUGAAACAGGUGCGAGAGAGAUCUUGAUUCUGGACUUGAAAGGACCAAUGCUAAUGUGAUAGUCAUGAGCGGAUGGAUGAUUAUGGACGACUGAAACAGUGUAUGGAGAAUUUACAAUUCGCGAAUAAAACUUGCUUGUAAUUUAAGAACUACUUUAGCCUAGGAUCGUUUAUUUAUAGAAAGUUCUUGAUACA
Molecule: messenger RNA, 1836 nt
Organism: Coffea eugenioides
Lineage: Eukaryota; Viridiplantae; Streptophyta; Magnoliopsida; Gentianales; Rubiaceae
Product: protein JINGUBANG-like
Exons: 1
Coding region: 195-1529 (444 amino acids)
Molecular function (GO): protein binding
Source: RefSeq, a predicted model, not a curated record